This is a messenger RNA of Phymastichus coffea, 3680 nucleotides long. Its product is annotated as zinc finger protein 121-like. The record is from RefSeq and is a predicted model, not a curated record. Gene Ontology annotation, cellular component: nucleus. Gene Ontology annotation, biological process: regulation of transcription by RNA polymerase II. Lineage: Eukaryota; Metazoa; Arthropoda; Insecta; Hymenoptera; Eulophidae. The transcript is spliced from 5 exons. Gene Ontology annotation, molecular function: RNA polymerase II cis-regulatory region sequence-specific DNA binding; DNA-binding transcription factor activity, RNA polymerase II-specific. The coding region runs from base 454 to 1962 and encodes 502 amino acids.
AUGGCGUGUAUUCUCCUUCUCCUUCUCCAUGUUUCCUGUACAUAUAUACACGCCGAAUGCCCUGGCGGACGCCUAUAAACAACCCGCGCGGUGUGUGUUAGAUCAGAGACCGCGUAUGUAUUUAUUCGAGUCGUUCAUAUAUGUGGCUUUCUUAUUUUCGGUCUCACCUCUUCGUCCGGUUCGCUACUAUAAUUUAAAUACAAUAGUUUAUUGCUGGCUUUCAACAUUCGUGUGAGUUGAAAACUCGGUGCUCGCCACGCUGGAGCCGGCGUCCAGGAGAUAACAUUUGGCCCUUUGGACGGCGGCUAACGGCGACUCAAUGGCGUUAUUUACACGGUGACAACAUUUGUUUAAGGUUACUUUUUCUCACUGUAUAGCUAUUUUUGUAUGAGUAUUCGUGAUUUUUGAAAAGAUUAGGUUAAUAUAGAAGCCUCCAUUUGGUCAUUUAAUAAAAUGAAUUAUUCAGAACAUAAUACACCAAACACUUUACCACAAUUUUCCGAGUUAACAACUCGAACAAAUGUAACCACUGUAAGUUAUGCAUCAAACGAGAGUGAUGAACUACAAAAUUCACAAAACAUCAUUUAUACUACAGCUGCUGAUUCUACUAAUUGCAAACAAGUUAUCAACUCUCCUAACAAAUAUUCUAACACAAUUUUAAAUUGGCCUGAAACAAAUAUAUUGAUGCAGUUUUGUGAAAAACAGAGCUUGCAAGCAAUUAACAUUCCGGCUUACAAUCAAAACAAUGCAUCUGUGAAUGUUUCAUCUCAUAAUACAUCGAUGAGAAUCAUUCAAAAUUCUGAUAUUCCACAAACUGAUGAAAAUACUGAUAAUAAAAAUGAUGCUAGCCAUAUAAAAUUUGAAAUUGAGGAUAUAAAUUUUGGCACAUUGAAUUCUCAAAGUCUUCAGCCGCAAAGUAUAAGUAUGACAGAAUAUAUACAAAAAUUGCAAUCUACGACCCUUCCUUUGACGUUGCACCAAUUGAUUAAAAUGCAAGCAGAGCAAUCAAAGAAGGAUAAAGAUAGUGAACAAAGAAAUGAUCAAGCUCAAAAUAAUAUUCUAAACAUUCCUAAUGUGCCAAUAAUUUAUAAGACUUCACAAAUGCAGUCUGAUAGUCAAUAUGUGAACAACGAUCAUUCCAUGAUCUUAAAUCCUAGUGAUGUAAAUGUUCACAUGGAAGAACAACCUGAAAAUCACAAUAAUACUCAAAAUCCAAUUCAACCUCAAAAAAUAGAGCAAUCAGUACAACCAGACACAGUAAAGCCAGAAAAAAGAAUAAAAUUUAGAGCCAAGACUGGUGAAAUAAAAAUCACAGUGGCACUUGAUGGAUCGCAUUUGUACUGUUGCCCAGAAUGUAACCUUGCAUUUCCUCAUAUGACUGAAAUAGAUCGUCAUUUGCAAGUUCAUGUACAGGAACGAAAAUAUCAAUGCAAAGAAUGUGGAGCAAUGCUAAAGCGUAAAGAGCAUCUGGAUCAGCAUAUGCGAGGUCAUUCAGACGAGCGUCCGUUCAAGUGUCCAAUGUGCCAAAAAGCUUUCAAACGUAAUGAACAUUUGACCAGACACUUUGUUAUUCACUCAGGCGACAAAAACUUCACUUGUCAGGUCUGUCAGAAAGCCUUUUCGCGCAAAGAUCAUCUAAAUAAGCAUACUCAGACGCAUUUGGGUAUUAAAAAAGUUAAGCCAAAAAAGGAAAUCGUCGAGCUGCCGUCAUGCAACGAUUCAACGGCUACCUCGAUGUUACUCAGAUCUGAUAUCAACAAUCUGCUAAAAGAAAGUAGUUUAAAGCAAGAUACUACGCAAUUUCUGCAGCAUAUACAAAACUUGCAAAGAGAUUCGAGUCUUAUGCAAACCUUUUCAGCGUUCAAGGAACACGUGCUCAAGGAUGGUUCUGUAUUACAACAACAAGCUGUUAAUAUGAAUGAGAUUUUGCCGCAGAAUACUAGAUAUUUGAUGCCAUCCUAAGGUUUUUUGUUUAUAUUUAUUUUAGAUUUUUUUUACUAUUAUUAGAUGUAAGAACAUUUGGUCCGUGGCCGCAAUCGUGCGGUCAGUAACAGCAAUAAAUUCGUCAAGAGACACGAAAGUGAUCUGGCUGGAUAAUGUUUAUUGGAAUGAAUAAGAGAAUUGAUUGUUUUUUGUGAGAAUGUAUUGAUACUUUUGAUUGUCAUGUUAGCUUGAAUUGCAAGGAAAUGAUUUUGGAGCAGUUUUUUUAUGAAUGCAAAAAAUGAAUGAAAUACGACAGCAAUAGAACAUUAUACAAUGAGAUUGUUUUAUUUAAACUUUAUUGGCUACGUUGAAUACGAACUUUUGUUAGUCAAUGUUUUUGUAAUUUAAACUUAAGUUUUAUUGUUAUAGUUAUUUUUUCUAUUUUUAUAUACAGAUAAUAUUUGUAUAUUAAAAAUGCACAGUGUGUGAUUGAAAUUCUUUUUGUGCAUUUGAAAUACUGUGAUUAAGCUUUUUAUUCAUCUAGAAUUAAUCAUUUGUAUUUCGAUUUGAUGUUUUAACCGACAAAAAUUACAUUAUUAUACGUUAUGUUUAAGUAAAUACAUUUUUCGAUCAAUUCUUUGUAUUACUUAUCAUAUCAUAAUGAGUAGUGAGAUAUUUCAUUCCAAUCUAUAUUUCUAGCCAGGAAUAGUGAUAAUAAAAAAUGUAAAUUCAUUAAGCAGCGCGAAAUGCUAGUUUAGAUAAAUUGAUAAAUAAAACAAACGAAGCAUUUCAUUACACAUGUACACGCGCGUGCGCGCGCAUAUGCACACAUUUAAAAAGAUGGUUGUAUAUUUUGCAAUCUUAACGAUACAUGAAAUAAGUAGUUUCUGAGUAAAGAGAGAACGAGAGAGAGAGAGAGAGAGAGAGAGAGAGAGAGAGAGAGAGAGAGAGAGAGACAGAGAGAGAGAGACGGAGAAAACGAAAAAGUUUAUAGAAUAAUGUUGCAAUCAAAAGCAUCUAAGAAAACGUAAGUUCAAAAGCUAGAGAUAUUUAAGAAAAUGAAUUAUUUUCAUUCGAAAUUUUAAGACCAUACCUAUAUACAGAUAUGAAGAUCCAUAAAUUCAAAACCAGGUUUUGAAUUCAUAAAUCUUCUCAAUUAAUAAAACAAAGUGCAAGCAAAGAUAAUAUAUUUUAAAUAAUAGUAAUAUCAAAAAUUUCACAAAACUUUUUUUAAGUGUUUGAUAUUAAUAUGAUGUUUUUCAAAGUGAGCAAAUUGACAGAAGAGCUAUUUUUGAACUAUUGUUAGUUUCGAUUGUUGUAACGAAAACUGAAUAAACAGUAAAUUUAAAUAUUAUAUUUGAAUAUGUAAGUUUUUGAAGAUGAUGAUUUUGUUCAACGUAACAUGUUUCUCUUAAAAGAAACAAAAUAAAGGUGACCAUAUUGAAAUCCAGCCAUGACCGUUUAUAACUGUACAUAUAUAGUUUUUAAAUUAUUUUGCGUCUGUGUGAUGUAACGUGUAAUUAUCCUUCCUAAAAUGAAUUGUAAUAAUGAUAGGAUUUAUGGAAAGUCGAAUUAGAAUAAUUAGAAGAGGAAUAUAAUGGCAAAUGAUCCGUGUAUCAAAUAGAAUAUUUUUACAUUUUUAUGCCUCGAUCAUGUGCAUAAUGUUGCAUUUUAUUUUUGUUAUAAGUCAUUUAUCUAUACUUAAUCUUUUAUUUUGAUCUCGUUUAGAACACCACUAGCUUCAUUCAUCAUAUUGU